Penicillium malachiteum is the source of this 1668-nucleotide messenger RNA. Its product is annotated as putative lysophospholipase. Bases 1 to 1668 code for a protein of 555 amino acids. The transcript has 3 exons. Lineage: Eukaryota; Fungi; Ascomycota; Eurotiomycetes; Eurotiales; Aspergillaceae. Gene Ontology annotation, molecular function: asparaginase activity; protein binding. The record is from RefSeq and is a predicted model, not a curated record.
AUGGGGAAUAUGCCGGCAAACCUUCCCCUUAUCGGGGCCGACAAGCCAGAGGAUGUAAUUCAAGAAUCAAGGGUCCUGAUCAUCAUGACGGGAGGUACGAUUUGUAUGCAGCAAUCACCAUCGGGCUUCAUUCCGGCUCGAGGAUUUCAAGAAAAAUGCAUGGCGCGAGUCCCUUGUUUCAAUGAUGGCUCUGUCCCUACCACCAUGGACGUCAUCACCGACUCGGAGGGACAUGUUAAAGCACACCCGAGCUUGUGUACACCAGUUACCACUUAUGGAAAGCAGGUGAGAUACACGGUCUUCGAGUUCGAGGAGCUGCUUGAUAGUAGCUCCAUCGAUGCCAAAGGUUGGGCAGAGAUCGCGCAGACAGUCUUUCAAAACUAUACGCUUUUCGAUGGCUUCGUCAUUUUGCACGGCACAGACAGCUUGGCUUAUACAUGCUCGGCACUGAGCUUCAUGCUCCAAAAUCUGGGAAAGCCUGUAGUUCUGACAGGAUCUCAGGCUCCGAUGCUGGAGCUUCAAAACGAUGCGACGGAUAAUCUGCUCGGAUCUUUGGUCGUUGCGGGUCAUUUCAUGAUUCCUGAAGUAUGCUUAUACUUCAAUAACAAGCUUUUCCGUGGUAACCGGACUACCAAGGUCGCUGCUAGUGAUUUCGCUGCCUUUGACGCCCCUAACUGCCCGCCCCUGGCGGUAACCACUUCUAUGCGCACCAAUGUGAACUGGGAUAUGGUGCACCGACCCACGAGCCUGGCCCAUUUCCGGAUCCAAACUAAUCUUGAUACAACCCAUGUUGCAUGUCUCCGUAUCUUCCCGGGUAUCAAGCCCGAGAUGGUUGACGCUGUUUUGAAGCUGGACGGACUGCGUGGUCUCAUUCUAGAGACAUUCGGAGCUGGCAAUGCUCCAUCUGGUCAGGAUAAUGCCAUGAUAAACGUGCUGGCUAGUGCCAUCCAAAGGGGGAUUGUAAUCAUCAAUAUCACGCAAUGUCUCACUGGUAGUGUGAGCCCUGUCUACGCUACAGGCAUGAGUCUUUCCCGAGCAGGUGUCGUUGCCGGUCUCGAUAUGACCACCGAGGCAGCAUUGACAAAGCUCGCUUAUUUACUCGCUUUACCAGACUCUACACCGCAGUCUGUGACCAAGAACAUGUCUGUCUCCCUGCGUGGUGAGCUGACUGAGACCUCUGUCCCUGUUUUCCGUCACCCCGACGGCGCCCUGCCCGAGCGUGUGCAAACUCUCACCGUCAUGGGCUACGCUAUUGCGCUGGGUGACCUCGAGAAAGUGAAGACAAUUAUGAAAACUGAGCACCACUGGCUACUCAAUGACGCUGAUUACUCGGGCAACACUCCAAUUCAUCUGGCCGCCACAUCCCCUGCCAUCGAUAUACUCCACUUUCUCCUCUCCCAUGGAGGAUCCGUCCAUCUCCGUAACCGCAGUGGUCGCACGCCACUGUUUCUGGCAGCUAACGCAGGCCUCUCGGAUCAUGUCCUUCUUCUUCGGAAAUCCGGUGCUCAUUUGCACUCGGAUGAGCGGCCUGCUGCUGAAUUGCUUGCUCGGCGCCGACCGGGUAUCUGGGGUCUAGCGGGCAUUGACCCUCAUGCGAACAGUCAACGAGAACUUGAUGAGGAGAAUUGCUGUGCGCGAGGUCAGAUGAUGGCUGGCUCGGCGCCGUGA